AUGGAUGUUUCCAAGGCCAACGCUGAAAAUAUCGAGGAUGCUUCUUCCUACCAGGGAGAUGCCAUGCCCACGAAGAGCAUGGGGCCCAUUAUGCGAUCUCGCGAAGACGACCUUGGUGUCUGGCAGUGUGUGCGACGGUUCAAGACCGUGUCGCUGAUUGCGAUGACUGCGGCAUUUAGCGCAUCGCUGGAUGGUUACCAAAUCAAUCUUAAUGGCGGUAUUGUCUCCAACAAAGGUUUUAUUCGACAGAUGGCGUCCCCGGGCACAUCGAUCAUUGCAGGGAAAUACAUCUCUGCAUGGGGAGGUGUCCAAUCCGCCGGUCAAACUAUCGGUCAAAUUCUCCUCCAAUAUGCCACGGAAAAGUUCGGUCGGAAAAUCGCGUUCUACAUAAUCUGGCUCGACAUUGUUGUCAGCGUGUUUAUUGAAUCUUUUGCAACAAGAUGGGAUCACUGGCUCGCAGCGAAACUCUUCUCUGGAAUGGGUGUCGGUAUGCUGCAAUCCACCUUGCCUCUCUACUUGUCGGAAAUCGCCCCGACUCAGCUACGAGGUUUCUAUAUCAACGCGUACAGUUUCUGGUUUGUGGUUGGCCAGAUCUUCGCCUCAGUCGCACUCCAGGAACUCAGCGCAAAGGACCGUUAUGAAUUCCGGGUUCCUAUCUAUACACAGUGGGCUAUGGUUGGUAUCAUUAUGAUCAUCUUCGUCUUCAUCCCAGAAUCACCCUGGUGGCUCGUGAGCAAAGGCAAAAUCGACAAGGCAGCCAAAGUCUUAACUAGGUGUAAUGGCAAUGUUGAGGGAUACAGUGUUGACGAGCAGAUUGAAGUCAUGACUGCCACAAUUGCAGAGGAGCGUAUCCUCGCAGAGCGUAACUCCGAAGAGGGAACAUGGGCUGUGUUUCAGGGCCGCAAUCGCCUCCGUUUCUUUAUUGCUGCUUGGCCUAAGAUUGCCCAGCAGCUUGUCGGCUUGUCCGUGUUUAACACCUACGCUACAUAUUUCUUCCAAUAUGCCGGCAGCAAAGAUCCAUUCAUGGUAACGGUUAUUCUAUCUUGUGUCCAGUUGAUAUCUAUGAUGAUGACUGCUGUCACCACGGACAAGUUUGGUCGUCGUCCGUUGACAAUCUACCCCUAUGCAGUUACAUCUGUGUCAGUUUUGUGCCUCGGGAUUAUUGGCUGCUUCGAUUAUACCAAGCCAUCAACAAGCUCACUUCUGAUCUUCUUCGCUUGUUUGGCAACUUUGUCCACCACUGGUGCGUCGGCUAUUGGUUAUGCCUAUGCCGCUGAGAUCCCCCAGCAACGCUUGCGUGCAAAGACAGCAGGUUGGGCUCUUGCAUCCUCGAACUUGGUCGCUAUUAUGUUCAGUUUCUGCACGCCGUUGAUGAUCAAUAAUGCACCGGUCUCACACUGGGGUGUCAAAACUGGUUUCUUCUUUGCAGGUACAGGUACACUUGCGGUAAUUAUCGCUUGGUUCAUUCUUCCAGAAGUGACACGCCGCACACCGGCUGAGAUUGAUGAGAUGUUCGAGAAGAAGGUCAACCUUCGGAAGUUCAAGGGUUAUGUCACUGAAGUGCAGCUGCGCUCGGAUGAGCAACGCGAGGACCAUGAGAUGGCAGUUACAGCUUAA
Molecule: messenger RNA, 1617 nt
Organism: Penicillium samsonianum
Lineage: Eukaryota; Fungi; Ascomycota; Eurotiomycetes; Eurotiales; Aspergillaceae
Exons: 10
Coding region: 1-1617 (538 amino acids)
Biological process (GO): carbohydrate transport; transmembrane transport
Cellular component (GO): membrane
Molecular function (GO): carbohydrate:proton symporter activity
Source: RefSeq, a predicted model, not a curated record